UCGUUUUGGUCCCCAGCCCAUGCAGGAAGUGCUUCUGAGCGAGCAAGGCAUGGAGGUGUUGGUAUACUUGUCAACCCGUAUGGAGCGGUUCGUGACGCGAGACCAUGGAAAGAGGAGUUAUGGACUGCAUAUCGACAAUUUAUACAGUGUACACUGCAAGGUGAGGAGGUGUUGGUGAUGAACUUGUACGCACCGUCCGACCCACGUACCAGGAAACAAUAUUUUAAUCAAUUGCAAGACGUUCCCGUACCGGACGGGGCAAAGGUGAUCGCAGGAGGCGACUUCAAUUGCGUGAUUGACCGCACUUUCGAUAGACGCACAUCUUCGCAGAAGGGAGAUGCUGGACGUGCGCAACUACAAACUUGGAUUGAACGAAGCAGUGUAGUUGAUGCGGUGGAGCAGUUCAAACCUCGCCAUCUCAAUACGGUCACUAAAAACGCCUUCGCCGGCGAGUUCCACACGUAUUUCUACAAUUUGGCUCACGGGCAGAAGGGUUCUAGUCGAAUUGAUCGCUGGUAUAUCUCUACCGAAAUGCAGCAGUGGGUCAGAAGCGUUGAAAAGAGCAAGUGUCCACUCGACUCAGACCACUAUGGAGUCACGAUGCAUCUUCAAUCGCCAAAAAAUCCGAUACGAAUAAAGCGCGAUUCGCCGAUUUACCCGAUGUCGACGUACGUUACAUCCGCAGCAACUGAUCUCAUUGCUACAAGAUUGGCAGCCUUCAGUAAUGAACUAUGCAGCAAAGAUGCAGGAGAUGCUCCCGCUCUUGCAGCAAAGUGGGAUCAAUUUAAAGGAGACUUAUGCAAAGAGCUCACGCAACUUAAACGACAAUGCAGACGCAAAGUGGCAAAGGGAUUCAGACAGCGCAUCCGACGCGUAAUGAGAAAGUUACGCAACUGUGAGGCCGAUCAAAAAUCCACGCCUUUCCUUAAGCGCGUUGAGCUUCUCAACCAGCUGAAAGCAAUUCAAACUCAGCGCCGAAACCUUCGACGGAAAAGGUUAACGAGGAACCAUACGUGGAGAGACCAUUCAUCGUCGAAAUUUUUCUUUCGUAGGAUCUGUACGCGAUUUGGAGACAAUAUCAUUCAUCAGCUUACACCCUCGAGCGGAAAUUCCCAACGAGACCCUAGCGACAAGAUCAACAUACUUGCGGAUGCAUGGCUCCCCAUUAUGAACAAAGAGAACAUCAGUUGUGAGGAAUUCGAUGGCCACGUCGCGAGGAUGAAAUCGCGUUGGUAG
Messenger RNA from Phytophthora megakarya, 1236 nucleotides. Lineage: Eukaryota; Oomycota; Peronosporomycetes; Peronosporales; Peronosporaceae. The record is from the annotation of a GenBank genome assembly.